AUGCCAGUAUUGUGCCGUGCCUACAAUCUUGGUGUAGAUGCCUUGGACGAUGUCUGGGUCGCAGGCGGCUGGGGCGCUGUGACUUGGGCGUGGUGCAUGAAUACAUUAGCGAGAGAGGCCCUGUCAGUGCCACAGUGUUCCGCAUUAGUUGGCCCAAUAUCGAGUUCCGGCAAAUUCAUAAAAGUCACCCACCAAGCCAUAAAUGGUGGACGCGCAAGCUCUGUAUGUCGCAUCCUUUCACAACAAUUGCCUUGCCUGUUUUACAAUUUAUCUCUGUGGUGCUUUGGCCUGACCAUCGUGCCCUGGGAGGACAAGACUGAUAUUCGGUGGGAAGCUAUUGACAAACUCGAUGUGCGAAGUGGUGAGACGACGCUGGCAUGCGUCGAGAGCUUUGUUUUUUGUCAUGUCAUUGUGGCUGAUGACUUCUUUGGAAUCGCGGGGCAGUCUCACAUUACUGCUGAUCCAAUGCCAUCUUUAUUCUGCAUGGUAGAUUACUACGGGCAGCCCGGUGGCCCCCCUGCUUGGGGUGUUUAUGAGAGCGGAAUGCCUAUGCAGCCUCGUCACAGAUUUAGCCGUGACGCUUCCUUUUCAAAACCAGGCUGCGAGAAGUUGUCCCAAUUUGAGGCUUUUUUUGUGCACAUUCUGCAGUGUGAUCAUCGCGAACAAUUGAUCGAUGAUGAUGCUCGGCUCAAGCACCCCCCUACCGACAGCGGUGGUGCUGCUCCUUGCACAGGGAGUGGUAGCCGCAGAGGGCUCAGCCGAGUUCACCUUGAACCUCUUUACCGAUAUAGCGCCUUUGCACAGCAGUACCUCAGUCAAAGCUUCACCUGGCUCGAUCACUUGAUCUUCGCUUGCGUUCCCCUAGGAAUCAUCACAGCGCUCGCGGGCGCUAUUCGCACACGUGGCCCUAGACUCGCCCGAUCAUUUAUUGGUCGAGCCCGAGAGAACCUGGCGACUGUCGAGAUUGGGCUCAUGUCAUCAGUCUCCCAUGAGGUCUGCGAAAUGUUCAACGGAAGUGGUAUCGUGAGAACAUUGGGACGAUCUACGCUGAUGCAAAUCAUCAUAUUUCCGGAUGUGUAUGAUGCCGUCCAGACAGGUGCAUCUGAGGAUCCGUCGUGCGGUAUCCAUACGCUCCAGACAGCGCUUCGGUCUGGCGAUAGAGCGGGAUUUGCUAUGGUUCGGUCGAAGUAUCAAGGGAAAGCCUAUCAACGACUUCAAAGACUCUGGGACCCAGAAAACAUCACAAACAAAGACCCACACGGUCAGCUAGAAGAGCCAUUCGACUUCAAAUGCCCACCAAAUCUUCAGCUGAACGUCUCAACCGGCCAGUCCUCCCGCUCAAGGAAGACAGCUGAGCUGUUUGUAGCCUCCAUUACUGGGAUCGCUCUUCAGCUCUCAUUAUUUGCCAUCGCCGCCGCUGUGGCUUACCAUGAUCGCACUAGCAAGGUGGUCGGGUCUAAGAACCACCCGUACGGAUUUCCUUGUUACACUGCUGGAUCUGUCCUGCUCUGCGUUGGCAUGGCUAUCUGUUCUGCCGCCGUCGAAAGUAGUACUGAUGAGUUUGUAUGGACCCCUUCCGCAAAAGGAGAAGAAGAAUCAAAGCCCGGAGAGAACUCGCAACAAACCCAUGACCCGUUUAUCGUUUGGAUUCAACAAUCUCAAAGUGUGGGUGACCAGACAUUCGACUCUUACGCCAUCCUUGGAGGAUCAAAACCAUACGUCCUGACAUCAACCCGCAGCAAGGACUUGUGGACUGUGGAGAGUUCAAGGAUGCCCUCCCGCACGGGCUCUGCCGAUUCUCAAGACGGCAAAAGGCGCUGGUGGGAGACUAUUACACUCUUGGGCGUGCUCCUUGGUUCUAUGGGAUUUAUUGUUCAAUUCAUCGGCCUAAGAGGACUCCCAUGGCCUGUUGCCGUGUCGCAGCUUCUUGCCAUUUUAGUCAUGGCCCUUGUCAGGGCUGUGAUCCGGCGUGGGGUUGGAAUCAUUCCUUUAGCUUGUCAAGCGUUACCAAGUUACGAGCUUGACUUUGUUGCGACCAGGAUCGUGUUCUACCCCGGCUUUCGCGAAUUUAACGACGGCGAUCCAGCCAAUGAACACUUAAAAAACGACAAAAUCAGAGAGGUGUGCCGGUGGAGGGUCAUAACAGCAAGUGAGGAGCGAAGACUGACGCCACAUACAAACUCCAAGGCUGAACGACUGCAAGACGACACAGGAUCAAGGCAAGAAUCGCGCACACUAGGGCCUCAGGCCGGCUCCAGCCAACAACUUGUUAACGUUCGCGAGAGACUAGGAGACUUGUGCAAAUGGAAAAGCAGCGUAUCUCAGAUGGCAGUUGCUUUGGCCCAGUCAGUGGAGCAUUUCAUGAACAUCUUCUUUGAGAAGCUUGUCUCGGAGGAGAAAGAGUUUGACAAGAUCAUAUGGGUCAUCGAGACCAGUGACCUUUCGGGUGAUGGAAACGACGCUAUAGAGGACACGACUGUUCUCAUUGAGAACAAGAAUGGGAAGUGGAUCGCUGAGCUUGGAAAGAUUGAGGCGAUAAUGUCGCUUUGGAUGGCCAGCAUGCAGGCGGAACAUCUUGACCUCAAGGAAAAACGCGAUACGGCUGACAACCGCUUGAUCCCACAGCUUGGGGAUUGGAGACGAGCCAGCAGCACCAAGGUCAAGUUUGGUAGGAUCGUUGGUGACUUUGGAAAAGGACACAGUACACUGAAGCGUGAUAUCUCGUGGUGGGUUGGCGACCAUAUUGUCUCGGAAUGCCAAGCAAAGCAUGAGGCCUCUCACCAAGGUGGAAUGGACGACUCGGGCCUCUUGAUUGGGUUCGAUACACCCGCACAAGGGAAUCUGCAGUCUCGUGGUUUGUCUCAUCAAAGAAUGAUUCACUCGUCGAGUGCGUCUUUACCAUCCAUCAUGGCACAACAUCUCUUCACGAGUUUCACCUGGGUAAUCUCGGAACGGAUGCCAAAGAACUCGCUACACCAAGGAGAAAGCAAUGCCCAAGAUUUCGUCAAGGUUAAUUCAGACACAACCUUUGAUCCGGAUAACUUGCUUUCCACGUGGGACAAGCCCCGUCUAAGCCAUUCCAAGCUUUCAAGCAUGGCAAAGGAGCUAGAAUCCGCAGGGCUUGGGACAUCAAACGACAUUCUCUUAUGUGUGAUCCCAGCACUAAGUUGUAGGGAUUUGCUCCCCAAUGAGGUGAUACUUGGGCUCAUGCCCUCGAUUUCCCAGGGCAUUCGACAAUAUGGCUGGCAGCAAAUGGCCUGGCUAUACAACCAAUUAUUGACGGUGUGUAGCGGCCUCGAUGGUGAGCAUUUUGCGACGGCAGUCCUGGUGGACACCAUCGAGUUCAUAAUUCUAUGCUCGGAAAACCACGAGUUGAUCGACAAACUUGGGGGACUUCCAGGCUACAUUGCCGAGAAAUUCCCAGAAACUCUGACGCAAUUGGCACCGUGCUACAGGCUGCAGAACCGGCAACGUCAGCUCUACGAGCUUUUCAGGCGCUGUGGGCUCGGUGAUAUUCUCCCGAAAGCCAUGUUACCAGAUCAGAACAUCAUUGAAGAGCAGGAACUUUUUGAUACUCAAAGAUCUCAGAACGAAUCGAUGGAACCCGAUAUCUUCGGAUGGACAUCAUUGCACUAUGUUGCGUCCGUCCCCGCUCAAGAGCGCACCAGGCUUACAGGAAAGUCAUACAGGGCUAUUUGGAAAGACAAGGUGUAUUUGUGCCUGGACAAGUCUCAACGGAGUGCCUUUCACGUUGCGGCUUCUUCUGGUUACCGGGACUUUCUCGCCGCAUGCUUCAACAGUAAUGAGACAGAUGCCCGCAGAAAUGCCAUGCGCACAGGUGGACUGGAUGGCAAGACACCGCUGCAUCUCGCCGUGGAGGGCCAGCACCUUCGUUGUGUUAGGCUGUUUCUCAGGCGCGAGGCACCCUGCGUAGCCGAUAUCUGGGGACGAACCCCUGUCCAUACCGCAGCCCGUAAACGGAACUACGAGAUUGGGAAGGAGCUCUUAGCCCGGUUUCCGGACCCUCUUCAAGUUGACGAACUUAGAAAUACCCCGCUGACCUACCUUCUGAGAGAUGAGAACGACCUGAUAACAGACCAAAGCCGCAGAGGCUUUGCCAAGCAGCUUAUGGAAACGUGGAAGAUGGCCAAAGAUGACGAUGGGAGCGGAAGCUCUCUCCUUCACUACGCGGCCGCUUUCUCUGAUGAACAUGAAGUUGAGAGCCUGGUAGAAGAAUUAGGAAACGUCGACAUUACAAACACACGAGGCCAGAAACCACUGCAUCUGGCUACCUUCGAGGGGAGGACGGCGGUGGCAAAAAAACUCAUCAGUUUGGGGGCACAGGCCGGAAGACUCGAUGACAGAGGCUGGAAUGCAUUGCAUUACGCAGCGGACUGCCGAGGCGCCGAGCCUGAUAUCGUAUCCUUGAUCUUGAAUACUCAAAGGGACACGAUUAACACUACCACCAAGAAGUCGCUCAAAACGCCCUUGCACAUGGCCGCCGCGGCAGGCAAUGCUUCGGCUGCCAUGAUUCUAGCAUCUGAAGGAGCGGAGCUCAACGCUCGGGAUAAGGACGGGGAUACACCACUGCAAUCGGCGUUAAAGAAAGACCAGAAGGAGGUGAUUGACGAAUUGCUGCACUGUUACGGAGCCCUCGACUAUUUGGAAGAAUCCAGAUUAGAUGGCCUUGAUCAUGUUGGCCUGGCUAUCAGACGUUGCAACACGGAAUGUCUUGGGACUGUCCUUCUACAUGCAACAACCACCAUUUCGAUGCGAAUACAUGGUCUGAAGGCCAUGAUCACUGGCCGCGACUGGAAAGUUGACGAUGCGGGGUUGUUUGGCCUUGUCUUGGGGAGCAUCCCGGAGCGGCACCUAUCGAUCCUAGACCUCUACACACUCAUCCAUCUGUUCCCCACGACCACCACCAGUGAUGCCCUUGAUCAAGCAUGGGCAUCUAGACUCCAUAAUCUGGAGGCGCUUAAAGAGGAUCCACAGGCCCUGCACGUUCUGGCCCAGAAUGGGGACAUAAGUACGAUCAGACAACUUCUCGAGGCCGAUGCAGAUGCUUCCCGCCUGGAUGAGGAUAACUGGAUGCCCUCGGAUGUUGCGGACAGAUGCGGUCAAAUCCCGACCGGGGACGUGCUAAGAAAACACCUGGCUCGAAACAACGUUGAUCUUCACAAUAGGCCUCCGUAUCGUGUCCCGGAGAGCAUCCACGAUAUAUACAGACACCCCGACAUCAGAAUAAAAAACGACAGUGACGACCUGGAAUGCUCGCACUCUAUUUCAACUACUCUCACGAACCCGGGGCUUCCAUCCGCCAUGUUCCGCACCCAAGAAUGCAUACCGCCAAAUGUUGCGCACUAUUACUUUGAGGUUAGGACCUGGGGUCAGAGCAAAAUCUGUAAAUUCUACAUCGGUUUCUGCAGCACUGACAUGCCUCGGGGCAGACUCCCAGGUCAUUACCCUGGCUCGUGGUCUUACGAGAUCUCCAAAGCAAUCCUGACUACAUGGGCCCUCGGAGAGAAGCACCCGAGCAGCCAGACAAUUGAGUCUGACGGACAAUAUUUCAACGUGGGAUGUGGAUUGAACAUGUUGACAGGUGAAGGCUUUGUCACCCUGAAUGGGAAACGUCUUAGUUCAGGUAAACACUUUGUCUUCCUAUCAGUCGUCCAAGCUAAUUUGGUCUUAGGAACUGUGUUUGGCGAGCACAAGUUCUCAAAGGGCAAAAUUUACCCUUGCGUGGCCUUUUCCACCGACAGGCCCAGAGGCUUAAUGGGGGCUCGUGUUAUCCUCUCCUCCUCUCAAGACAGCACGUUUCUUUAUACGGGCCCGUACUUCUGA
Molecule: messenger RNA, 5844 nt
Organism: Fusarium vanettenii 77-13-4
Lineage: Eukaryota; Fungi; Ascomycota; Sordariomycetes; Hypocreales; Nectriaceae
Exons: 12
Coding region: 1-5844 (1947 amino acids)
Molecular function (GO): protein binding
Source: RefSeq, a predicted model, not a curated record